AUGACAUUACCCCAACCACCGAAGCUUGUAUUGGACGAAUUUAUCGGUACGGCGCUGUCUGCUACCCCGGCCGAACUGCAUCCAUUGUUCGAGUCCUUUAGAACACUGUAUACACGCAAGCUAUGGCAUCAACUAACGAAAAAGCUGUUCGAGUUCUUCAACCAUCCACUAUCACCCCCGUAUCGGGUAGAUGUCUUCGAGAGAUUCGUGCGCGACUUCGAGGGGAAGAUCAACCAGCUACGGCUAGCAGAAAUGGGUGUAAUUGUAGCCAAGAAUAUUGACAACCCUCAGGUCCAUCUCACAUUCCUCACAUCUCUAUCAUCACGGAUAGACACGAAGCAGUCGCAAGAAGCGAGCGUUCUCUUGCUUGCUUCAAUAGCACAUGCUAAGUUGCUCUAUGGCGAUCUGGAGGGGACAAGAUCGGACAUGGACGCCGCUCAGAAGCUCCUCGAUACCCUAGAAAAUGUGGAUAACGGGGUGAAUGCUGCGUACUACAGCGUCUCUGCGGAUUACUUCAAGGCCAAGGCCGAGUAUGCACCAUACUACAAGAAUUCCCUGCUCUACCUCGCCUGCGUUGAUGUCGAGACGGGCAUGUCGCCUGAGGAGCGUCUUGCAAGAGCACACGACCUUGGUAUCUCUGCUCUGCUAGGAGACACGAUUUACAACUUCGGAGAACUGCUCAUGCACCCCAUUCUGGACUCACUCAAUGGUACCCAGCAUGAGUGGCUCAAGAAGCUGCUCUUCACAUUCAACGAGGGCAGCAUCGGCAAGUUCGAGGCUCUCGCCCCACUCUUCCCCAAGGAGCCAAUCCUUCAAGAGAACUACGCUUUCCUACGACAGAAGAUUUGUCUGAUGGCGCUCAUUGAAGCUGUCUUCAAGCGCAACGCCAACAAUCGGACGAUGAGUUUCCAGACGAUCGCAGAGGAGACCCGGCUACCCGUUAAUGAGGUUGAGCAUCUUGUGAUGAAGGCGCUCAGCUUGAAGCUCAUCAAGGGCUCCCUGGACCAAGUCGAUGCAAAGGCGCAGAUCACCUGGGUGCAACCACGCGUGCUGUCGAGGGAGCAGAUUGGCGGACUAGCGAAGAGGCUCGAGCAAUGGGUUAACAAACUCAACCAGGUCGAGGAGAGGAUUGCACCAGAGGUGUUGGCCCAAGGUUCUUGA
Messenger RNA from Cyclocybe aegerita, 1161 nucleotides. The record is from the annotation of a GenBank genome assembly. NCBI's taxonomy places the organism in Eukaryota, Fungi, Basidiomycota, Agaricomycetes, Agaricales, Hemipholiotaceae.